UUAAAUGCUGAGAAAUAUGAUGUUAGGGUUUAAGUACCUGCAACUGGGGAUUUUUUUUUUUUCUUCUUCUUCUUCUUCUUCUUUACACUUUUUUGUACCCUUUUUUUUAUGUUAAAAACCAGCAGCUAUAGCAAGCAUUACAGGAUGCCUUAGUGACUUUUUUUCCCUUUAUUUUGUCAUUAAAUUAAUGUUAAAAAAAUCAACAUCUUUGAGACAUUAAAAUCUGUUACCACAUUGAUAAUAAUAUAGGUGUGACAAUAGAAUAUGAUGCCUUAAAAUUAAUCAAAAUUGGUCUCUUCUGAAACCGCAGUCAAUAAUAAAAUGAAAAAUCUCAAUGUUACAAACACAAAUACCAUCAGAAUACAAAAUUGGCACACGACGAUAAACACAAAGCAUAAAUUGAUGCAUUCAGCAUAAACACUCCAUUGUCCGUAACUGAUUACAAAAAUAGAGUCUAAAUAAAAAAAAUAAAAAAUAAAAAAAUGUGAUUUGUUAUUGCAUUCAUCAAUUUCCCCAUUUUAUUAGACAAUACAUUUUACUUGUCAAAAACACAAUUUUAACAAAAUUUUAGGCCUAUUUCAUUUUAACAAUAUAGUACUUUUUUUUUGCUUUUUUACUUUUUUUUUUUACAGUAAAAUUACAUGUAGGCUAUUGUCUUUUAAAUUACAAUAUAGUUUCACAUAUAUGGUGAGGUAACUUGCAGCAGGUUUUUAGCUACUGUAGGCCUACUGUUGCUUUCCUCUGUUAAAAUUACUGAUAUUUUUAUAAACACUGAGUAACGCAAAUUUGUAUAAAGUGAGACUACAUGUAGGCUAGUGGAGCAGGCCUAUUAUUUUGCUGAGCUGCUUUAUAUUGUGAAUUUAAACAAUAGGCCUACUACUAUCCUAUAUUAUUAUUAAACGAAGAAAAUAAUUAGUAAUUAGAGAUACCGUAAUAAAAAAUUAUUAGCAUUUGUCACACUUUCCAUGUAUUUAUACUUGCCAUACCAUAUAAAUUGCCAAUCACUCUGAGCAUCUCUCUCUCUCGCUCGCUCACUCUAUGUUGGUGAGCUAAAGCGCAGAGAGCGGCAGCGGCACUAUUCAGUCACUGCUGACAGUGGAGGGGAGUCCUGUGUCUCAGCGCUCCUCUCGGGAUAUUCUUCAGUUCGUCUUUUGAGCGCUUUUGCUGUCUCCAGUCCUGUCUCUCCUCCUGUCUCCAGACCUGUCUUCCCCCCGCGCUCCUUUAAUCCGUGUCGCAGUGAGAGAAAGGGAGAAAGGGGAAGAGGGCGCGGAGAGAAUAGCGAACCGGUCCCCGCAUCAUUCCAGAUGGCUGCCUCUGAAUCAGUGAAUGAGAUUGGGCGCUCGGGUUCAGAGCUGUAAGGAGCUGGUGUUCCGGAGAGAGGCGGCUCUGGUGUGACAGCUUCCCGCUCAGCUGUGCCUCAGGUUCGGCUCAAGAGCCACCCUUAGGCUCCCACUGGCUCAGCCUCCAACUUCCUAUUUAUAUACAGCCAAUCACACACUCCUCCCGGGAAGUGUUGGCCACAGCUGGUGAAGUGUUGAUUGAAAACAACCUGAAGGCUGACGGCUGAAUUGCCCCUCAAGAGCAUCCAUACACACCCCUGAUGAACACUUCUGUUCGUUGGGGGUCAGGAAAAAUCUCAGGACAUGGAGGGCUGCUAGUUAGGUGAAGGAUUCAUUUCGGGAACAGCUGGUGUCAUAGGCUGAACAUUGUGCCACAUUAUCAACCAAAAGCCUUGGAAGCGAAUUUGCCAGUUUUGUGAGAUGGUCACAUGACUGCAGCAUGAUUACCAAAAAAGCCAAUUUGCAUCUUUAGCCCGCCUCAGUGAUCAAUCAGAGACUCCCACCCACACACACUCCCACACAUGUGCUCCGUUUGCCAUGAAUCUGGCCACCAAGCUGCGGAGGAAUCUGAGGAGGCUGGUCAUCCUCCUCGCCACCUUCUGUAUGGUCAGCGUUUUAGUCUCCGCCUACUACCUUUACACAGGCUCCACCCAAGAACUGGAUCUCACGGACCGCGCCAUAGGUCCAGACUGUGCUGACCUCCGGGCCCUUCCUAUCCGACAGUCAGAACCUCGGACGCCAAAACCAAUCGAUCCGUCACGUAAGGAUCCGGUGGUGCUGGUAUUUGUGGAGAGUCAGUAUUCUCAACUGGGACAGGACAUCAUCGCCAUUCUAGAAUCCAACCAAUUCCGUUACCACGCUGAAAUUGCGCCGGGGAAGGGUGAUAUUCCACCUCUAACGCACAAAGGCCGUGGACGCUAUGCACUGGUCAUCUACGAGAACCUUCUCAAGUAUGUCGGGAUGGAUGCGUGGAACCGCGACCUGCUGGAUAAAUACUGUGCCGAAUACAGCGUUGGCGUCAUUGCAUUUCACCGUGCAAGUGAAAACUCCCAGCCUGCACUGCAGCUGAGGGGUUUCCCUCUGACAUUGCGAACAAAUGUUGCACUUCGAGACUGUUGCGUAAAUCCACGCUCACCUUUGCUCUACAUAACACGGGCAGAAGUGGAUCGAGGGCAUUUACCAGGAGAAGACUGGACUGUGUUCCAGUUCAAUCACUCCACGUAUGAACCCGUCCUUUUGGCUAAAACUCGGCCCAGUGAGAGUGGGGCGGCCCAGAUGAUCCCAGGUCCCCAGGGUCUUCAUGCUACCGUCGUGCAGGACUUGGGUCUGUACGAUGGGGUGCAGCGUGUGCUGUUUGGACAUGGGCUGAGCUACUGGUUACACAGACUCAUAUUGGUGGAUGCCAUCGCUUAUCUCACAGGCAGGAAGCUGUCACGAUCUCUGGAACGCUACAUCCUGGUUGACAUAGAUGACAUUUUCGUGGGGAAGAAAGGGACGAGAAUGAAUGUGAAUGACGUGAAGGCUCUUCUGGAAACACAGAACACGUUGAGGUCUUAUGUUUCCAACUUCACAUUUAACCUGGGAUUUUCGGGGAAGUUCUUCCAUACAGGUACGCAGGAGGAAGAUGAUGGAGAUGAUCUGUUGUUGAAAUAUGUUGAUGAGUUCUGGUGGUUUCCUCAUAUGUGGAGUCAUAUGCAGCCUCAUCUCUUCCACAAUGAAUCCUCUCUGAUGGAACAAAUGAUCCUGAACAAAGACUUUGCUUUGGAGCAUGGUAUUCCAGUAGAUCUGGGAUAUGCUGUGGCCCCUCAUCAUUCUGGGGUAUAUCCAGUUCAUAUUCAACUGUAUGAGGCUUGGAAGAAAGCAUGGGGGAUACAAGUGACCAGUACUGAGGAAUACCCACACCUCAAACCUGCACGCCACCGCAAGGGAUUCAUUCAUAACAACAUUAUGGUGCUGCCCCGUCAGACGUGCGGCUUAUUCACACACACCAUCUUCUAUAAAGAGUAUCCAGGAGGCCCUAAAGAACUGGACAAAAGCAUACGUGGAGGAGAGCUGUUUCUGACCGUCCUGCUCAACCCUAUCAGUAUAUUUAUGACUCAUCUCUCCAACUAUGGGAAUGACCGCUUGGGAUUAUAUACAUUCACUAAUUUGGCUAACUUCCUGAAAUGCUGGACCAACCUGAGGCUGCACACACUUCCUCCCCUGCAGCUCGCACACAAGUACUUCACACUCUUCCCGGAGCAGAGGCACCCGCUGUGGCAGAACCCAUGUGAUGAUAAACGGCAUAAGGACAUCUGGUCCAAAGAGAAGACCUGCGACAGGCUGCCCAAGUUCAUGGUGGUCGGCCCUCAGAAAACAGGCACGACAGCGCUCUACCUCUUCCUGAUCAUGCAUCCGUUCAUCUCCAGCAACUUCCCCAGUGUGAAAACAUUCGAGGAAGUUCAGUUUUUCAACACCAACAACUAUCACAAAGGCAUCGACUGGUACAUGGAGUUCUUUCCCAUACCCUCUAAUGUCAGCACAGAUUUCCUGUUUGAGAAAAGCGCAAAUUACUUUCCUUCUGAGGAGACGCCCAAACGAGCCGCUGCCCUCCUGCCUAAAGCCAAGAUUCUUACUCUGCUGAUCAACCCUUCAGACAGGGCAUACAGCUGGUACCAGCAUCAGAGGGCUCAUGAAGAUCCAGCAGCAUUGCAGUUCAGUUUCUAUGAGGUCAUUUCUGCAGACCAGCUCGCUCCACCUGAGCUGCGCUCUCUCCAGAACCGCUGUCUCGUACCUGGACUCUACGCCACACACCUGGAGAGGUGGCUCACAUAUUACCCCCCAAACCAGCUAAUGAUUAUUGAUGGACAGCAACUGAGAAAUGACCCAGCUAAAGUGAUGGACGAGCUUCAGAAAUUUCUGGGUGUCACUCCUUAUUACAACUACUCACAGGCACUCACGUUUGAUCCUCAGAAGGGCUUCUGGUGUCAGCUGUUGGAAGGGGGCAGGACUAAAUGUUUGGGGAAGAGCAAAGGCCGCAAGUACUCACCCAUGGACUCUGAGUCACGAGCGUUUCUCUCCAGAUUCUACAGGGAUCAGAACAUUGAAUUAUCUAAGCUGCUGCAUAGACUGGGUCAGCCGCUACCAGCCUGGCUCCGGGAGGAACUACAGAAGGUCAGGUAGCCCUAACCAAACCACCGCUCCUCCGGGUCAGAGAUCCAGGUUCAACCCUCAAAGGAAACCAGACACUUGAACAGUACUCAAUGCCACCUACCUGCAAGCUUGCGAAGCAAAGGUCAAAAAUUCAACUCACCAAUCAUUGGUGCCUCUGGAAAUCCAAACAAAGCAGUAUGAUGUGUCCAUGGCAACAUGACUUUUUUGUUGCAAAAGGUCCAAUUUUGUCAGUGAGAUACGGUGAUGUAACUGUGACCCUUGAACUUCAGAUGCAGCCAAACAGAGACUGCAUAAAGCCUGUGUAACUGAAAAUGUAAACCUCCACAGACUUCCUCCUAUAUUUACUGCCCCCCCCCCCCCAUCAGACACUGGAUAUAAAGGUACGGCUUUAGAUUUUAUACGUCAUCAUUGAGAAAUUUAGAACUGCACAACCACUGUUCAUAACCUCACUCUUGCAAAUCUAUCAGUCAAUCAAUCUAUCAGCCAAUCAAAGUGAAGAUGCAAAAUGUUAAGAAUCAAUAUGGAAACAUAAAGAGCACAGUCAAGUUUGCUGCGUCAGCUUUAAACCGGUCAAUGGAGUGAUGUCAUUGUCAUGUCAAUGUCUCAGUCCAUGUCCCAGCUACUGUUAUUAUAGACACUAUGGCCUGAAGAGUGGAAAUCAUUUCAGUUUGUGUAUGUGCGUGCGUGUGUGUGUGUGUAAGGGUAAAUACACAGAAACCCUUGCGUGUGUGUAUGUGUGUGUCUAGGUAUAUGUCUGUAGCCAGGUAGCCUUAGCCCCGCCCACUGGACUGCAACUGGUUGGCUGAUGAAUUUGAAGUGUGACUUUUAUUUUUGAAAACAAUUUGCCUCAAUACGGAGAGAAAGUGCUUUGAGAAAUAUGUAAAUAACUAUAUAUAUUCAAUAAACACUGGAGAGAUUCA
Ctenopharyngodon idella (grass carp) is the source of this 5413-nucleotide messenger RNA. RefSeq names its product N-deacetylase/N-sulfotransferase (heparan glucosaminyl) 3 (gene ndst3). Gene Ontology annotation, cellular component: Golgi apparatus. The transcript has 15 exons. NCBI's taxonomy places the organism in Eukaryota, Metazoa, Chordata, Actinopteri, Cypriniformes, Xenocyprididae. The record is from RefSeq and is a predicted model, not a curated record. Gene Ontology annotation, molecular function: deacetylase activity; heparan sulfate N-sulfotransferase activity. Bases 1878 to 4502 code for a protein of 874 amino acids.